UUGCCGUGGGAACAAUUUAGUAAUCGUUCGUUGGGAAGGAAGGAAGGAAGGAAGGAAGGAUGUCGGAUCCCUACGAGAGAGUGAAAGGAGGCAGAUUGACCUUCAAGGACGGGACUCUGGCCACGCGCAGCAAAGCCAUCGACAAGAAAAAGAACAAGAAGAAGAAGAAGAAGCUCCUCAACAACCCUAACGUUGAGGGCGCCAUUGACUCAGGCUCAGCCGUUGAUUUGGAAGGCGACGAUGCAAUCGCAGCAGCAGAAGCAGCCGGAGCCGGAGCCGGAGCAGAAGAAGAAGAAGAGUCUUACUCUAUCGACGCGGCCAAGCGCAUGAAGUACGAUGAGCUCUUCCCCGUCGAAGCCAAGAAGUUCGGUUACGACCCCAAGGCUAUUCAACAAAAGUCCGUCGAGGCUGUCCUAGACGACCGUGUCAAGAAGAAGGCCGACCGCUACUGUAAAUAAUUUCAAUUCUUCUUCAGGAGCAUUAUAAUGCAGUGGAGUUGCUGAGUUUGUAGACUCUUGUCUGGAGACUGUAAUCCAGAAUCAGCUAAACUCUCUUUGUUCCAUUUAAGCUGUAUCCAGCACAAGAGGAUCCUUAUCCAAAUUAAGACUCCAGCUAAGAAAGAAGGAAAAGAAAAAAAAAAUCUGUAGUUCUCAGACUUUAUUGUUGUUGAUUUGAAGCUUUUGGUAUCUUUAGCUUGUCAUAUUGGUCACUCCCUACAUUCAUAACCGGCAUCCCUUAGCUUUAGGAAAGAUUACAGGAUUUACAGCUUGCAUUGUACUUGCACGUGGCCAAUUCUGAAUCUAUUUGCGAUUAUUCUCAUCCUGAUCUUUCUUGUUAA
Messenger RNA from Rosa chinensis, 838 nucleotides. RefSeq lists its product as uncharacterized. Gene Ontology annotation, cellular component: nucleolus. The record is from RefSeq and is a predicted model, not a curated record. Lineage: Eukaryota; Viridiplantae; Streptophyta; Magnoliopsida; Rosales; Rosaceae. The transcript has 2 exons. Bases 60 to 458 code for a protein of 132 amino acids.